GACUUAUGAUAAAUGUGUGAAAAUUAAUUAAAAAAAUAAUACAAGUGAUAAAAAAAUUAAAAUGCCGGACACACUAUCCUUAUCAGCUGGAGUGAGCCUGGGUCUCCUGGCGGGAAUCGUCUCUGGAGUGUGCUACCUCGUCGCCAAUGGAUUGACUUGGCCCAAGAAUGAGCAGGACCGGUACAGGAAAUGCAUAGCAUCGUCAGAGGACGACAGCAUCUGUCGUAGGUGCGGCGGCGACAGACAGGGGGGCGCCGUGCCGUGCAUCUGUUUUGCUCACGAGCCUGUGAAGUUCGAAUCGGGAGCUUGGUUCUUAAGGCAGGUCCAGCGGGCCAUCAGCCUCAUGCCGUGGUCCAUAUCCACCGAAAAACUACAACAAAUUGACGAAGAAUGCGAUGGCGACGCCAGUCCUGGUCCGAGUGGACCGACACGGAAAGACCUCCGAACAAUAAGAGAAUUCUUGGAAACUAUCUCUGCGAAAUUAGCGGGAGGACCACUCGAGGGGACCAGAGUCGCGUCGCUGUAUGACCAUCCUGCUUAUUUACCACCUCGCAAUGCAUCGCCAAGCGCUUCAAGCAGGCACCCGUCUAGCGCGAGCUCAGCACAUGUUCAGCUCAAGCGACUGGUCGCCAGGGUGGUGGAGGAAGCUGCAUCGAUGCCAGCGCUAGCGCGUUACGCUACCGAACCUUCGCACACGCCGAGCAUCGAGUCUUCUACUUAUGAAGAUUUACUGGCGUCAGCUAUUUUGAAUAAGGUGAUCGAGCGCUACCAGAAUGAGAACGGUUCAGGUGGUCGCAGCAGCGGCAUCCACUCCGCCAGCGCGAGCCCUACGCCUUCCGAACGAUCUUCGCCGCGGUCUCUUAACUCAAGGCACACCCGGGAUAUAACACCUCCUCUUCAUGAAGAGGAAGACGUGUCAGACUGGGACGAGGGCGAGGCGACCGACGAGGCACUGGAGGUGCCGCGCCGCGUGCCAUUCCCUGAGUUCGGCGAAGACAUAGUCCAUCAGUCAGUUACAGAAAAUGAAGACCGCGACUUCGACGAAGUCUCCGGCAGUGAUUUACAAGCAGUCGACGGCACUUGGGAAGAGAACUGGCUGUUUCAGAAGAAGAAGAUCAAAACCGUACAAUCAGUCCCUGUGCCUAUGUUAGUUCCAAACUCUAACACGGAAUACAGAGCACUUAUCGGAGAUAGGGACGCAGACGACACCACAGACUUGUCAGACAACGCAAGCGACGCUGACGAAGACGCUGAAUAUAAGAGCGACAUCAAACGAGUACUAGACUCCAAACACAUCAUAGGCGGUAAAACAAAAAUAAACGACCCACUAGACAUGGAACCAGAUAGUUUGACUAUUAUUGAGAACGCAAAGGAAUUCGAAAAACUCGUUGAGGACGAAUAUAAAGAAAAUGAAAAGGCCAUGGAUAAAGUGAUCAACGAAAUUAAUGACAAUAAUGUUACCAUCGUUGAAACUAUAAACGUAAACACAUCAGACAAAGUUGACAGUGGUCAAGAGUCUAUAUUAAUACUCGGUAUUGAAGAUGGACCGCUACCUAAAGCUGAAUUUGCUAUGAACGAAGAAAUACAUAGGACAGGUUUGAAUGGAGAUAUUAAUGGUUAUGCUGAUGUCAAGACAAACGGUGAAGUCUGCAAUGGAAGUGCAGGAAGUCUCCCAGAGAAAGUAUUAUCAAACACACUCAGCCACCAUGAAAGAGAGAGUGAGUACGAAGAGACAGUGACGCGGCCCGUCCAGAGGUACGCCGACAGCUUGAGGAGAAAGCAUUUCGAAGACACCCCCGCAGAAAAUCCACCACAAGAUGAGGAAGAAGAAUUAAUACCAGGCUCAAUAGCAUACAGAGAACGAAAGAAAUGGUUGAACUGUGUUGAAAUGCCCAACAAUCCUUAUUCGCCAGAAGCAAUAAAGAAACGAUUGUCAGCAAAAAGCACGUCAUCUAUAUUCGACAUGAUUACUAAAAACAAAGAUAUGGAAGACAAUAUUGAGAUAGACGAGGUCACUGACAAUGAAACAGUGGAUAGCUUGGAGACGCCAAUGAGAGAAAUCAACCAUAAUAAUUUAUCUAUGACGCUAAGUACUGAAAAUGUGAACAGAAUUGAUAGGAGAUCACAGAGUCCGUCUCCGAAGAUACUUAAAGACGUGUUGGCUGAUGAAGUUCCACAAUACAAACGAUACGGCAGGGAUUAUUAUAUAAGGGAGGCGAAGGCCUCGUCAGGCGGACGGAAAAAGGGCAGCUUCAGCGACACGAGCUCCAUAUCGUCAAUGAACAAGUCAACGAGCUUAGACAAUUUCGAUACAGAGUUCGCCUCGCCUGUAAGUGCCAGCAGCUCGUUGAGCGACCUCGAGGCCUCCGCCCUUCACCAGAACAUCGUUCGUGCCGUACUCAGCCCCAGAAAUGCGAGCCCCAACUUCGCUAUCAACCCCAUUUUCGAAAACCCCGAUAGACCUUGCGAUAACGGCGACGACCCCGCGCCGCUGCGUCGGCUCGGCCGCGCACACAACGGAUUACUUAUAAAACAGUUCAACAUGAUCGCAACGAACCAACAGUACACGAAAUUUGCUAAAGAUCAACCCAUAGAUACUGUAACCAUUAUGAAUAACCAAAACGAUAUAAUGAUUGAAUACGAAGACUCUAGUGAACAAACGUUAUUUUCCGCUAAACCAGCCUUCGUCGACGACGACACAGAUAAGAAAUUCGAUGAAAUCCUACAAUCAGCUUAUACGACAACAAUUGAUUGUGGAAGUGAAAAAACCGAGGAACUCAAGUCUCCAAUCAGUGUAGACAACUCAUACAUAAGCUCCAGUAGUUUAGAAGACACAAUUAAGAUCUACAACGUGCAGACCGGCGAAAUUGUUAAAUGUAAACCUGAAGAUAAGUUAUCAACGAGAUACGACGCUGACAGGAGUGACAACAACGAUAAUGACGAUAAAAGCAUCUUUAGAGAUGAUAGCCCCAGUCCAAUACGCGAUGACGACGAAGAAACACUGACUGAGAAGGAAGCGAGGCUUGUCUCAAGCGAACUCGAUGACGUGCUACCCCAUCUGCCUAAAGUGAAGGAAUUGGCGAAGAAAUUUGUGAGCAUGGAAAAUUUAAACGAGCCCGUCAAGAUCCCGCAACCUUACUCCAAACGGCGGAGGAGCAAAGAAAACAUCCUAAACGACAUAGACAAACCUGUCAGCAAACCGAUCUACAUGCACAGUCUCACGGCGAGGAGUAUCUCCAAAGAAUUCAGAGAGGAGCUCAAGUUGUCUAUGGCCACGCCACUGACUGUUCCUGGGGGGUCAAAAGAAAUUCCUGAAGGCAUCGAAGAAGUCACAAAGGAAUCCAGCAGGCCAGGGAGUCCACUCCCUGAACCUGGUACAAUCAAAUCCAAAUUAGCAUUUUUCGAAAGUUUAAAAUCAAAAUUCAGUAAUAGUAAAUGAGGAAUUUAAUUUGAAUUUUUGCUACACUGAAAAGUAGACGAAGCAAGAAAAGAAGUAAGAUAGGUCAAAAAAGAAUCAUAGUAGAAAUGAAAAAAAAAUACUGUGAUACAUUUACUAUACAAAAUACGGUCCCAAAAUUAUUAUUUAUAAAAAGGACGAAUUAAACAAACAUAUUAUCAAUUAACAAGCGAUAAAAUUUCAAUAAUCAUCUAUGAUUUGAUUAAUUCUGAUUUCCUAGCGUAUUAUAACCUAUCGUUUGGAAAUUUCUAGAAUCAGUUAUUUGAGUUAAACAUAGCCAACGAUACAAAUUUUCAAUCAAACUUCUCAACUAAAUCUUCCGUUUUACUUUUGUUACGUUAAUUUUACUAUAACCUUUAAGCAGUCAUGGCUUACCUUAUCAGUGUAGCUAAAGUAAAGAUAAUUACUAACAGCGAUCAAUCAAAAACUCGUUUUCCCCAUGCUGGUUAUUAUCAAAUUUCGAAAGGCCAACAAACUAAUUUGCUUGCCGGCCGAAAAUCAUAUUCAUUGUUAAUGUUAGCAGUAAUUCGACUACAAUUUGUUUUGUCCUAACAAGUCCUGUAGUCGAAACACUGUGCGAGGUAUUUAUGGAAAAUCAUUAAAUAUAGUUUUCUAGUGUGGAUGGUCACAUAGUAAAUAGAGUAAGUUUCUUGUAUAUCCUUCUAACUAAAAACCAAUGAAUCAUAAUAACAAUCCCUAUCAACAGGAUAAAAUAUGUUAAAUGACGUUUAUACCAAUGAUUCAAAUAAAUGUUUAUCGGUCAGUAAUAUAGAAAAUACAUAGAAUUAUCACAUGACUAAAUUAGAAGGAGAAUGUGAAUGAUUAACCCCGAGAUAAGGAAAAUAGGUUACGGUGUAAAUAUUUAGUGCCAUUUUGUAAUCUUUGUAUCGGUGUAUUUUCUUUUAUUUAAGAAUUCAUUGUAGCUAAUGCCAAAGUUGUAAAUAAAUCUAUAACUGUGGGUUUUUAGGUAAUUAGUGGUUGUGUAUACUUUACGGAGUGUAGGAAGUUCUCAAAUGUUUAUUCUCUUAUAGCGCGAUACAUGUCACUAAGUGACAUAUUAACAUUUAUCAAAACAUUUUGUGACAUAUAAUAAUUUAUUAUGUGACACCCUAUCUUUAUUGAUCUUGAUAUUUUAUGUAUAUGAGUUCUCUUACACUCCGUAUUUUAAAUUUAAUGUUAGACAUAUCGUAGGAUGUGCAAUAUUCGAAAACCCCAGGGGACCAAUAUCAAUGUGAUAAAAUUGAAUUAAAAGCGCAUACAAAUCUGAAAUUAUGUAUUUGCGGAUAAGGGUGUCAUUAUUAUUACUAUUAAAGCAGUACAUGAAGUAUUA
Manduca sexta (tobacco hornworm) is the source of this 4787-nucleotide messenger RNA. RefSeq lists its product as uncharacterized. Bases 62 to 3439 code for a protein of 1125 amino acids. The transcript is spliced from 14 exons. NCBI's taxonomy places the organism in Eukaryota, Metazoa, Arthropoda, Insecta, Lepidoptera, Sphingidae. The record is from RefSeq and is a predicted model, not a curated record.